AUGCCGGGGGCGGCGGCGCGGCUGCUGGGGGCGGGCUGCCCCCCGUGGGCGCCCGACGCCGGGGGCCGCGACGCGCUCACGUGGGCGCUGCUCGCCGACGACGAGCAGACGGCGGCGGCGCUGGUGCGCCUGGCCGGCUUCCGCCAGCGCGCCGACCACUUCGGGCGCACCGCGGCGCACGUGGCCGCGACGCGCGCCGGCGCCCCCGCCGUGCUGGAGCUGCUGCGCCGCGGCGCCCGCGCGGACGCGGUGGACGCGGAGGGCCUGACGCCGCUGACGUGCGCGCUGCGCUACAACGCGGCCGCCGUGGCCGACGUCGUACGCUGCUACUCUGCCGACGCGGCGGCGGCGAUGGCGGCGGAGGACCGAGACACGGAGUAG
This is a messenger RNA of Schistocerca serialis cubense, 381 nucleotides long. Its product is annotated as ankyrin repeat domain-containing protein 65-like. Gene Ontology annotation, molecular function: protein binding. Lineage: Eukaryota; Metazoa; Arthropoda; Insecta; Orthoptera; Acrididae. Bases 1 to 381 code for a protein of 126 amino acids. The record is from RefSeq and is a predicted model, not a curated record. The transcript has a single exon.